CUCCGUCAUAGUGUGCAACCGGGAUCGCCAGAAUCGUAGUGGCACAAGUCUGCCAAUCGGUCGGGUUCAAGUCGGCGAAAACCCCGACCCUAAAAACCCUAACCCACAUAUCCGUUCUCUACUUGAAAACCCUAGCCAAGGCAGCAACGUCGUACUCCAACGACUGCAAUCGCAUACAAUUGAAUGUGCUCGACGUCAUCAAUACACUCCACAACUUCGGAUCGACGGAGGGAUUCACCGGGGCGUCCGAGCUCCAUGGCUGCUGUCGACUAAGAUCCAGCGCGAUGAAGGACGCUGAUCAUUUCUUGAAUACUAUGGACGAGGUCCCCUUUGCUAAGCCCCCUCUCGAGGGCCAACGGUUCAAAUUCGUCUCACGUGUCGGGGGUUUCGGGUGUGCAGCUGAGGGGAAAUCAUAUUCCUGAGUGGUUGCCGGAUUUUCCUGAGGAGAGCACGUAUAUGAAGGAGGGUCUUGAGGAAAAAGUGGAGUUGGCAUUGUGGGAGAGGUCAGCUACCGACAGAGAAGGAGAUGGAAAGGGAGUUGGUGAGACAACCGGCGAAGGUAGUGGAGGAGAGUUGAGAAGUGAGAGGGAAAGAGUGAAGUUCCAUAUGCGCAUAAGAGAAGAAACAAUCCUCAUGGCGAAGAAGAGAAGAAGAAUGGAUACUAUCGACGUGAGAGGGAAAGAGUGAAGUUCUAGAUACGCAAAAGGGAAGAAACAACCCCCAUGGUGAAGAAGAAGAAGAAGAAGAGAAGAGCAAUGGAUGCCAUCAACGUGAUCACCUUCGCGAAGCCCAUCCCGAGAGCGAACAUCUCAAACGUGCCGGGUUUGGGUGUGCAGCUGAGGGUUAAACAUAUUUCGGAGUGGUUGCGGGACUUUCCUGAGGAGAGCAUGUUUAGGAAGGAGAGUUUUGAGGGAAAAGUGGACGGAUGGAAAGUGGAGUUGGCAUUGUGGGAGAGGUCACUUACCAGCGAAAGAAACAGAGAGAGAAGUGGUGAGACAACUAGCAAAAGGAGUGGAGAAGAGUUGAGAAGUGAGAGGGAAAGAGUGAAGUUCCAUACCCUCAUGCCGAAGAAGAGAAGAACAAUGGAAAGGUGA
This is a messenger RNA of Linum tenue, 1094 nucleotides long. The record is from the annotation of a GenBank genome assembly. Lineage: Eukaryota; Viridiplantae; Streptophyta; Magnoliopsida; Malpighiales; Linaceae.